AUGAUUCUUCAUGCAAUUCCUCAAGGUGAUGGUGAAAGCCAAGGUGGAUACUUCUAUGCUAGUGGCCACAAAGAGGCAGACAAAAGUGGAUUCCGGUUGCGAGAUGAAACAGGAAGUGGGGAUGUGAUCCGUAGGUAUCGGAAAGAAGGGGUCACUCUGACGCUUCCAGAAGGAAAGACGCUGAACAACAUCAAGAUCUUCUAUGUCUGGUGUGAGGACUUUGAUGUGAAUUUCGGUGACGUCAAGAUCCCCAGGAACUUCGAUUACCCACGGCCACAGAAGAUAGCAGCGCUGAAGGGGGUCCAUUCGAUAUCAUCCGACAACAUUGUUAUCGUGGACGCCCAAACUUUGUUGAUCCCGAAUUUGUCCUACGACGGAGAAGCUCCAGCAAAGUCGUAG
Messenger RNA from Phaedon cochleariae (mustard beetle), 399 nucleotides. Lineage: Eukaryota; Metazoa; Arthropoda; Insecta; Coleoptera; Chrysomelidae. The record is from the annotation of a GenBank genome assembly.